UGUUGAUGCUGCGGCAGCGUCACGGCGGAUGGAGUUCUAACCCUUGCGAAUUGUUUAAAAAAAGCGCAGGCGUCGUUUGUGAACGGAUCUUAAUACUUUUAAUGCGUGUCGUAAUCUCUCCGUCUUGUGAGCGUUUUGGUGUGCGUCCACGCGUAUGCGUUUUGCUAAUAGUUUGUGUUUAAAAGUCGUGGAGUUAUUGCUCAUAUCGACGUGGAUUUUGCGAGUGAAUCUGCCUCGGCUUGUUGAAUUUUAGGAAGAAGGUCCAUCGCCUGAAACGUCACCUUUUUUUUACCAGAGGUGAUUCGUAAUGGCCGGCUUGGUGCUGUUCGCGUCCUCAUGUGUCGUGGGGCUCCUCGUCAUCAUCGGUCUCGUCCUGUUCGUCACACGGAGAAGCCAGCACCCAGGAGAGCCUCCUCUUGAUAAAGGCCUCAUCCCAUGGCUGGGUCAUGCCAUCGAGUUCCGGAGAAACAUGUACACCUUCCUGCGGCGCAUGCAGCGCAAGCACGGAGACACCUUCACGGUGUGCUUGGGCGGGAAGUACAUCACGUUCAUGCUGGACCCACACGAUAUGGCGGCCGUGGCGCGCGAACCACGCUCCGCGCUUGACUUCAAAGCAUUUGCACGCCAGCUCGUCUUGGUCGUCUUUGGCGUAAACAUCAAGGUCGAGUACCAUACGGCCACCAGCGCCCACAACGUUAGCCACUUGCAGGGCGACGGGCUGGUCGCCUUGACAGACGCCAUGAUGUCCCAGCUGCACCUGCUCAUGGGGCCAGGUUCAUUCAAUGAAGGAAACGGUCGUGGGGGGUGCGGGGGGCACGGGGACGCUAAGUGGCAUGAAUCCGGUCUCUUUGACUUCUGCUAUGGCAUCGUGUUCAGAGCCGGCUACCUGGCUUUGUUUGGCCAGGAACCGGGCGGGCCGGCAAGGCAGACCACACACUCCCUGGAGGUGUUCAAGGAGUUCCGCAAGUACGAUCAGCUGUUCCCCGCCAUCGCCACGUCCACGCUCUGGCCCGGCUCAGCCCAGCGGAAGGAAGCAGACCGACUCAAGUCGUGGUUCUGGGAGCACUUGACGGUGUCGCUGCUGCGUGUGCGUGAGCACGUCAGCCCCUGGAUCUUGGGCCGCGACGAAAAGCUUGUCGAGCUGCAGGCCGACAAAGAGACCCGGGAUCGCACCUUGUUCAUGCUGCUCUGGGCCUCUCAGGGUAACACGGGCCCCGCGGCGUUCUGGACGCUGGCGUAUCUGAUGAAGCACGCGGACGCCAUGGCUGCCGUGCGCGCCGAGGUGCAGCAGCUGCUGGAGGCGACGGGGCAGAGCGACGGCGCGGAGACGCGAGAGAUCUCGCUGACGCGCGACGUGCUCGUCAACACGCCCGUGCUUGACAGCGUGAUUGAGGAGAUGCUGCGCCUUCGCUCGGCUCCCAUCCUGCGUGCCGUCCAGCAGGACAUGACGCUGCAGGUUCCAGGCGCCAGCGGGCCGGGCACCAAGCUCCGCGCCGGUGAUCGCCUCGCCAUGUUCCCUCACCUGAGCCCCCACAUGGACCCCGAGGUCCACGCGGAUCCCGAGGUGGGGGAGGCUGCUGUCCGUGCGUGUCUGUCGUAGAGGCCAGGGCAAGUGCUCCGGUCUCCGCCCACCUGAAGAAAAACACUCGUUAAGAUGGAAUGGUCAAUUAGGUGGCAGUACAGCAAAUAAUCAUAGUAACAAUAUUGUAGUUAUACUGUGUUGGGAGGUUUUUUCUGGUUUUCUCCAGACUCCUCCCACACAGUCCCACAAGCUGAACAAGUAAUUUACUAAACAAUUCCAAGCAGGAUUGUGAUAUUCUUGCGACUGAGUGCAUCGUUCAUUUAAAAAAAAGGAGCACCUGAUUAGGCCAUCCUCUUGUUCCGCUCUGCCCUAUGGCAACCGCCUUGCAGCUCACCUGCCCAUCUGUG
Molecule: messenger RNA, 1929 nt
Organism: Petromyzon marinus (sea lamprey)
Lineage: Eukaryota; Metazoa; Chordata; Hyperoartia; Petromyzontiformes; Petromyzontidae
Source: RefSeq, a predicted model, not a curated record